AUGGAAACACCAGUUUACAGAUCAUUGUUUGAUUCAGCGAUCAAAGACUGGCCUAUGUAUAAGCUAGAAAUGGCCAUCGAUGAAGUGUACAAGGAUUCAGUGAGGUUAAUGAUCAAAGGAAACAAUAUUGAGCUAGAAAAAAUCAGCACAAUUGUUACAGCCAUAGAUCUCUCAAGCUGCCAUUUUGAAGGUGACAUUCUGAAAUCACUAAAGGAUCUCGGUUCACUUUGGGAAUUGACAAGAAUGAACUUUCUGGCGUUCUUAAACCUCUCUCAAAACCAGCUCGUUGGACGCAUUCCUCACGGUUCACAAUUCAACACAUUUGAAAAUGACUCGUAUGGUGGCAACCUUGAUUUAUGUGGUGCUCCUUUGUCAAAGCAAUGUGGAACGAGUGAUCGCUCGCAUGUUCCUCAAUCACUGGAGGAAGAAGCAGAAGAAGAUGAGUCAUAUUUCUUAAGUGGAUUUACGUGGGAAUCAGUAGUCAUAGGCUACAGUUUUGGACUAGUUGUUGGAACUGUCACGUGGAGCCUCAUGUUUAAUUAUCCUGGACUCAUUCCUCAAGGUUCACAGUUCAACACAUUUGAAAAUGACUUGUAUGGUGGCAACCUAGAUUUAUGUGGUCCUCCUUUAUCUAAGCAACGUGGAACGGGUGAUCCGUUGCAUAUUCCUCAACCAUUGGGGGAAGAAGAAGAGGAUGAGACAUAUUUUUUUAGUGGAUUUACGUGGGAAUCAGUAGUCAUAGGCUACAGUUUUGGACUUGUUGUUGGAACUGUUGCGUGGGACCUCAUGUUUAGCUGUGGAUGUUUUUCUUCAUCCUCUGUUCAUCAUCUUUGCCCUCCCACUGAAUCUUCUGCUUUGCUUCAGUUCAAACAACCCUUUGAGAUUAUAUCCAAAGGUAUAUCCCUCUGUGAUACUUAUUUCCCAAAAACAAAGUCUUGGAAUGAGGGCAAGGAUUGCUGCACUUGGGACGGGGUCACUUGUGACAUGUUAACCGGUCAUGUUAUCGAGUUGGACCUUAGUUGCAGUCACCUUAAUGGAAGGGGAAUCCCAACAGAAAUCUCAUACCUUUCCAAUUUGGUUUCACUUGAUCUUUCUUAUAGUUAUGGAUUCCAACUUGAUGAGAGAACAUUUGAAACAAUGCUUCACAACUUGACAAAUCUGGAGGUACUUUCUCUCUUUUAUGUCAACAUCUCAUCUCCGAUACCUACGAAUAUGUCUUCCUCCUCCUUAAGGUAUGUGGAUCUUGAAUCAACCAAUUUGCAAGGUGUUCUCACAGAGAGCUUUUUCCUUCUGCCAAACUUGGAAACACUCAAAUUGGGUUACAAUGAUCUUCUCAAAGGAGAUUUACCAGAGAUCCACCCGAGCAACACUCUGUUGGAGUUGAGUAUUGCACACACAGGCAUCUCCGGUGAGCUUCCUGAUUCAAUUGGCACCUUGAGUUCCUUGAAUAUCUUGGACCUCUAUGGAUGUCAAUUCUCUGGUUCAAUUCCUGAUUCCAUUGGCAACCUAACACAAAUUAGGGAGUUAUGGUUUUCGGGCCACCUACCGCAAUUUCAUUACUAUAGUCUACAGUAUCUUGAUCUGAAAUUUAACUCCCUUCAGGGUCCACUACCUUCAUCCAUUUGUAACAUGAACUCGCUUACCUUAUUAGAUUUAUCACGCAACAACUUCAGUAACUCGGUUCCACCUUGCUUGGGAAGCAUGGCUAGUCUAAUGGUGCUGGACUUAAGAAGGAACAAUUUCACAAGGAGUCUUCCCCCAUUAUGUGCACACAGCACUUCAUUGAGUACCAUUGUCGUAAAUGGUAAUCGAUUUGAAGGACCUGUCCCUGUGUCGUUGCUCAAAUGUAAUCUUCUAGAAGUCCUUGAUGUGGGGAACAAUGCUAUAAAUGACACGUUUCCAGCUUGGCUCGGAACUCUUCAAGAGCUGCAGGUCCUUGUAUUAAAGUCGAACAAGUUUCAUGGACCUAUAAGUACGUGUCAGACUAAGUUUUGUUUUCCCAAGUUGCGAAUUUUCGAUCUUUCUUGUAAUGAAUUCAGUGGUUCACUUCCUGCAAAAGUUUUUAGAAACUUCAAGGCAAUGAGCAAAUUAGAUGGUGAAGACACAGGAAAUAUCGAGUACAUGAUAUCCGUGUUGAUUUCACCAUUUGCCAUAUUGUAUGAGGAUUCAGUGAGUUUGGUAAUCAAAGGGCAGGAUAUUGAGCUACAAAGAAUCAGCACAAUUGAGACAGCCAUAGAUCUCUCAAGCAACCAUUUUGAAGGUGACAUUCCGAAAUCACUAAAGGAUCUCAGCUCACUUAGGCUACUCAAUUUAUCCCAUAACAAUCUCACAGGUCAUAUUCCAAUGGAACUGGGACAAUUGAAUAUGCUUGAAGCAUUAGAUCUCUCCUGGAAUCGGCUCACUGGAAAGAUUCCAAGGGAAUUGACAAGAAUGAACUUUCUAGCAGUCUUAAACCUCUCUCAAAAUCAUCUCGUUGGACCAAUUCCUCACGGUCCACAAUUCAACACAUUUGAAAAUGACUCAUAUGGUGGCAACCUUGAUUUAUGUGGUCCUCCUUUAUCAAAGCAAUGUGGAACGGGUGAUCCAUUGCAUAUUCCUCAACCAUUGGAGGAAGAAGAAGAGGACGAGACAUAUUUUUUUAGUGGAUUUACAUGGGAAUCAGUAGUCAUGGGCUACAGUUUUGGACUUGUUGUUGGAACUAUUGCGUGGAACCUCAUGUUUAAAGCUGGUAAGCCAAAAUGGUUUGUGGAAUUUUUCCAAGGCAUUAUUCCCNAGCCAACAAACGGAGAAAACAAACAAGUAGGUAUAUGA
This is a messenger RNA of Solanum stenotomum, 2811 nucleotides long. Its product is annotated as receptor-like protein 43. NCBI's taxonomy places the organism in Eukaryota, Viridiplantae, Streptophyta, Magnoliopsida, Solanales, Solanaceae. Gene Ontology annotation, molecular function: protein binding. The coding region runs from base 1 to 2811 and encodes 936 amino acids. The record is from RefSeq and is a predicted model, not a curated record. The transcript has 6 exons.